Cyphellophora europaea CBS 101466 is the source of this 1380-nucleotide messenger RNA. RefSeq lists its product as uncharacterized. Gene Ontology annotation, biological process: mating projection tip cell wall disassembly. NCBI's taxonomy places the organism in Eukaryota, Fungi, Ascomycota, Eurotiomycetes, Chaetothyriales, Cyphellophoraceae. The transcript has a single exon. The coding region runs from base 1 to 1380 and encodes 459 amino acids. Gene Ontology annotation, molecular function: glucan endo-1,3-alpha-glucosidase activity. The record is from RefSeq and is a predicted model, not a curated record.
AUGUCGUUCUUUACCUCACUUUGGAGCCUAGCGCUCUUCACACUCUUUUCUCUAUCGUCUUGCGCGCCUUUGCAAACUCGAGAAGCUAUGCCGCGACAGUUAGGGUCCGAUAAGCUCGUCUUUGCUCAUUUUAUGAUGGGCAUUGUCUCCAAUCGCGAAAGCAGUGCUGAUUAUGAUGCCGACAUGGCACGUGCGAAAGCGGCUGGGAUUGAUGCCUUUGCCCUCAACAUUGGGACGGACGAUUACACCGACAAGCAGUUGGGAUUCGCAUACGAGUCCGCAGCUACACACGACAUGAAAGUGUUUAUCUCGUUCGAUUUCAACUACUGGUCCACAGCUGAGGGCGCCCAGGUUGGUCAAAAGAUUGCACAGUACGCCGAUCAUCCAGGACAGCUGAAAGUCGACGGCAAGGUCUUCGCGUCUAGCUUUGUUGGUGACGGUCUCGACGUUGCAGCCGUUCGUUCUGGAGCUGGUCAAGAGAUCUACUUCGCACCCAACUUCCGCCCCGGCUUCGGUACAGAUCUCCGUCCCGUUGAUGCUGCGCUAAGCUGGAUGGCCUGGGAUAGUGACGGCAACAACAGGGCCCCCACCGCCGGCAGAAACGUUACUGUCCCGGAUGCUGAUGAGGUUUACAAAUCUUCUCUUGGUUCAAACGACUACAUAGCUCCUGUGUCGCCCUGGUUCUUCACCCACUUCGGCGCCAGUUCGGGAUAUCCGAAGAACUGGGUGUUUCCAUCCGAUUUGUUAUGGUUCGAACGCUGGAACGACAUUCUUACACUGAACGCUCGCUUUUUGGAGAUUCUCACCUGGAACGACUAUGGCGAGUCACAUUACAUCGGCCCCUUGUCAUCCAAGCACACGGACGAUGGAAGCUCGGCAUGGACUAAUGACAUGCCCCAUGAUGGUUGGCUGGACAUGGCCAAGCCAUUCAUUGCAGCGUGGAAGUCGGGUUCCAACGAUCUUGCUUCCAACAUCGAAUCUGAGCAAUUGAUCUAUUGGUAUCGAACGACAUCGAAGACACAACCAUGCAACGAUGCCUUGGGCCAACCUGACGGCGCAGAUCAUAUGGCCGACUCGGUCUUCGUUGUCACUUUACUGAAGUCCGAUGCAGAGGUGACGAUCAGUUCUGGCGACAACUCACAGACCUUCCAGGCAAAAGCAGGAGCGUUUGCCUUCACUGUGCCUAUGGGCCUGGGGAAGCAGACUUUCUCGGUGGCACGUAACGGUGCGAGUGUGGAUGGACUGAGCGGUGCUUCGUCUCGGGAUAUCGUUGACUACCACGAGGGGGAUAUCUACAACUUCAAUGCCUACGUUGGCACCUUGCCUGCAGCUAACGGACAAACAUGGCAGGACACGAACAUGUCUACAAUGUUGGGUUGA